Molecule: messenger RNA, 3000 nt
Organism: Gavialis gangeticus (Gharial)
Lineage: Eukaryota; Metazoa; Chordata; Crocodylia; Gavialidae
Gene: RAB23
Product: RAB23, member RAS oncogene family
Exons: 7
Coding region: 441-1154 (237 amino acids)
Molecular function (GO): GTPase activity; GTP binding
Source: RefSeq, a predicted model, not a curated record
UGCUUGGUGGGACAUCAACAAUGGGACUUGGUGCAAUAUCAACCAUAAAAGCUAAAAACAUCUCUUGUAACCAAAAUGCAAAAUUUUCCUGUUUACACAAUCUGCUAAGAUUAUUUUUUUCCCUGUGAAAUGAAGGAGUUUGAACUCAUUAUAGGCAGGCCUUAACUUGAAGGAAGAAUUCUGCCACAAGGAGACAAAAAAAAAUUAAGUCUUUGAAAAUAAACAAGCACCAGUAACUUAAAUGUAUUUGACUAUAUAUUUCAGAUGUGUAUUUCCAGGAUUCAAAAGCGAUACAAUAUAGAGUGUAUAUGCCAGCUAGGAGGUAUGUCAAGUUGUUCAAGACUUAAAGUGAAUCUAGUUUCAUAAGCAGCUUAUGGCACAGAAUUGGGACAUAAAAUUCAAGAUCCUGAGGUAACUAAAGAAUCUUCUCAGUUGCAAAGAUGUUGGAGGAGGACAUGGAGGUGGCCAUCAAGGUGGUGGUAGUAGGAAAUGGAGCAGUUGGGAAAUCCAGUAUGAUUCAAAGAUAUUGCAAAGGAAUUUUUACAAAAGACUACAAGAAAACCAUUGGAGUAGAUUUCUUGGAGAGACAAAUUCAAGUUAAUGAUGAAGAUGUGAGGCUGAUGUUGUGGGACACAGCAGGUCAAGAGGAGUUUGAUGCUAUAACAAAGGCCUAUUAUAGAGGAGCCCAGGCUUGUGUUCUUGUGUUCUCAACCACUGAUAGAGAGUCUUUUGAAGCAAUCCCCACCUGGAAGGAAAAAGUGGUGACUGAAGUUGGAGACAUCCCCACAGUGCUUGUACAAAAUAAGAUUGAUCUUCUGGAUGAUUCUUGUAUAAAGAAUGAAGAGGCAGAGGCAUUGGCAAAAAAGUUAAAGUUAAGAUUCUACCGAGCAUCAGUGAAAGAGGAUCUAAAUGUAACUGAAGUUUUUAAAUAUUUGGCUGAAAAGUAUCUUCAGAGGCUCAAACAACAAACAACUGAAGAUCCAGAACUAGUACAUACAAGCAGUAACAAAAUUGGUGUUUUUAACACAGCUGGUGGAAGUCACUCUGGCCAGAAUACUAGCACACUUAAUGGUGGAGAUGUCAUCAACCUUAGACCAAACAAACAGAGGACGAAGAAAAACAGAAGUCCUUUUAGCAACUGCAGCAUACCUUAGAACCACUGUGGAUGAGGAAAAGAAUGACAGUUCAUGGGAUGAAGCUGUGCAAUUAAAUAAGGAAUACAGCCAGCUAUAGUGGUUUUUUAUCAGUGCUCUAGCAAACCUUGCACCUACAGGAUCCUUGACAGAUGGUGGAUUUAAAUAAAUUGUGGUUGCAAUGUUUCUUCAGUAAGUCGAGUGAGACCCCUGGUGGCAAAAAAAUAGAACCAAUGUUGCCCCUGUGCACCUCUUUAAAUUAGAUAAGCUUUUCCUGUUUGAAGGAAUGAUGUACAAAGCUAUGUGAUAGGUGUUGCUGAAUUGUAACGCACACUAAAAUAUAAGCAUAAUGCUUACAAGUAUUGGUACAGACCAUAAUAUUGUGGCCCAAGGUAAAGUAGCUUCUUUCCAACUAAAUUUACCAACACAUUUGUUAGAAGACUGUUGAUUAAUCAGGACCCUUAAAAAUAAAAUGAGGUGCAAGAAGGAGAUAUGCUUCUUAUGUCAGACUAUACCGAUAGGGUUUUGGCAGUUUUUUUUCUGUGCAAUAUAAUUGUAUAAUGUAUGAAUGUUAACUAAGGUGUGCAUAUAGGUACAAAAUGUUUGAGCUAAACAGAGAGGAAACAGUAUCUGAUGAGUUGUAGGGGACCAGGUAAUUUUCUUAAUGAGCACCCUUAAAACUAACUUUUGGUUCUUUAAAAAUGUGCAUUUCAAAUGAGGCUUUCCAAAGCAGUAGUGUUAAGAUUUAACACGCUAUACUUUGGGCCUGAAAGCUUCAAUUAAAAAAAAUGUGUGGUGCCAAAACAUUUUUUCUUCUUAACUGAUGCUGUACUACAGAUAUUUUGGAAAAGUGUUUGUUUUUCUUAGUCUUAGCAGGAUAAACAGCAAGGGUCUCUGAUUCUUAUAUAUUCAGUUGGAAGCCCUUAAAUAAUUUCACUUGUGCUUCAGUUCAGAAAUAGAUUGCUGGCAGUCGGUAUGUUCCUACAGCAUCAGCUCUGAGACUUGUUGAACUUGAGGAACAGUUUCAAUAAAAUACUAGGCUCUAGUAAGAAAUUUGGAUCUAGCAAAUUGGAGCUGAUUAUUAAAUCCAAUUAAUAGACUCAGAUUUAUAUUGCUGGUUAAAUCUAAUCUGUAAGAUCAGGGGUAAGGGAUAACAUUUUCAGAAGUGUUUAAGUCCCAUAUUUCAGAAGUCAUUUAGGAGCCUAAAUCUAAUGGGAAGUUAAUGGUAGUUAAGCUCCUAAAUCAUUAAGGUGCUUUAAUAAAAAGUUACACAAGAUAGCUUUUAUUUACCAAAAACAUAAAUUUUCCAUUCUCCAAGAGCAUGCAUUUUUUAAAAAAUAUCCAUUUUGUUUACAUGUUUUUGUAUGGUAUUGUAUCAUUUUAAUCUUUAGGAUUUCUCUAACAAAGGUCUGUCAGCAGUAAAUGCAAAUAUUCUACUUUAAGAAAUUUGGAAUUGUAAUAGUUUCUAAAUAGCUGUAGUAGAGUGCAAAUGACUUGGCCUUCUUUAUUUUGGAGGAUGAAUAUUUCAUUCUAUGAAUUCAUAUAAGUUUAAAAUGUUUCAUUUUAAGAUCUUGAGCAUGAGAGCUGAUGUACUUUUGUCCUACCAUAUGUGGGCAAGAGAAGCGUGUAUGUGGGAGGGUGAUAAUUUUUCAUAAACACUAAAUCAGAACGUUUCUGUUGUAUUUUAACAUAUUGACUUCCUAUGAAGUACCUGGAUUUUUUGGCAGGCUGUUAUGGCAUCUCCCAUUGCUGGCAAUGAGAUGUGCAUCAAGGUACUCAAUCCUCUCUGCUAUUGCAACAAAAAUGUUUCAUCACAGCAUUUCCUACAUACCCUGUUCAAUAAAGGCCUUUAUUUUUAACAAGUGCA